AUGUCGGGACAAGAAGAUUGGAAUAAUCAUUUCAGGUUUGACACUACAUGGGUUCCUCGUAUCCCCAUUGUCGCCAUGGGCAAAAAUGUACAAGAAAUUAUCAGAGCGAAACAGAUUUUGUACCUCUCAAUGGCCAUGCCAGAAACUUGGUCGGGCCCUUGUUCGAGUUGGUUCAAGAAUGGCGCCGGUGGCAAGCUCGCCAUGUUUCCUGGAUCCAGAAUCACUUCUUUUGAGCUCAUGAACUCGCCCCGGUUUGAGGAUUACAAGAUUGAAUAUCGGGAUGGUAACACCUUUGCAUUUCUUGGCAACGGGUUCUCUACGACCGAAUUUGAUGGAAGUGACUUAUCUUGGUACCUGGGGAACGAGGAGAAUCCCGGGUGCAAUUUGCCGGGUCCUCUACCGACUUAG
Pestalotiopsis fici W106-1 is the source of this 408-nucleotide messenger RNA. RefSeq lists its product as uncharacterized. The coding region runs from base 1 to 408 and encodes 135 amino acids. The transcript is spliced from 2 exons. Lineage: Eukaryota; Fungi; Ascomycota; Sordariomycetes; Amphisphaeriales; Sporocadaceae. The record is from RefSeq and is a predicted model, not a curated record.